Molecule: messenger RNA, 551 nt
Organism: Dissoconium aciculare CBS 342.82
Lineage: Eukaryota; Fungi; Ascomycota; Dothideomycetes; Mycosphaerellales; Dissoconiaceae
Exons: 1
Coding region: 91-417 (108 amino acids)
Source: RefSeq, a predicted model, not a curated record
CUUGGCCUUCUUGUCUCUUUUCUCCACACCCUGUCCCCAGAGGACCUUCCCCCCCUUGUUCUUUUCGGCACGCUGUGAUACAUCUAGAUCAUGACGGAUGAUUGUCACGGCCUCUUCUUCUUCUUCUUCUUCUGCUUUCUCUUUCGACGACCGCCCCGGCGGCUCUCGCACUUCCCCACCUCUAAAAUCUUUCUCUCGUCCCCUGUCCCCCGAAAUGUACCAUCUUCGCCGCGACUUCUUUUUAGCUUCCCUGUCGCCUUUCCACAAUUUCAUCCUCCUCGAGGUUUUCCUCUCGAGAGAAUUUUUGCUCUUUUCCUUUUAAAACGAGGCCUUUGUUCUCCGCGGAGAUGCCUCGCGUCCCCUUCUCUAUCCUACCAUCACAUGUAUUCGAACUUCCAAAGACCUUUUUCCAUUUGAGGCUCGCAAGGUCAUUCUCACUUUCUCGCCUUGAAAAAAAUUACAUCAGCUAUUCUUCCCCAUCGUAUCUGUGAUGUGUUCCGCCACGUAGCAUGUAGAGGUCUGCAAAGCCCCCCCUUCGCUCUCCCCGAUCC